AAGUAACACUCGUCUUCCUCCUCCGGGUUUCUGGUAACAUCACAUCACUCCUGCAGAAACUAAGCGAGCCGGAGAACAGAGGCGAUGGGAUUUCAAACCGAAGACAUGACGACAUACUUCUAGUUGUGUUAUUUCCCUCGUCAGUGUGCGUUGUGGAACGAGUUUGCACCCAUUGCUCUGGAUGCUGAGAUGCGCAGAAAGUGACAGCGGUCCUCAUCUCUUCGACGACCCUCGACGACUCAGAAAGCGCCAUGAAAGACGACUUUGCAGACGAGGAGGAAGUACAGUCUUUCGGAUACAAGCGGUUCGGGAUCCAGGAGGGCACCCAGUGCACCAAGUGUAAGAAGGAAUGGGCGCUGAAGACCUCCAUCGCUCUGCUCUACGUGCUGUGCACUCUCCUCACCAUCGCCGUCGCUGUGCUCGGCUACAAAGUCGUGCAAAGAGUGGACAACGUGUCUGAAGGUAUCGCAAACUACGGAGGAAAGAUAAUUGCCGUUGAGACAGAUUUGAAAAAGCUCGAUGAUCGAGCAGGGGAGAAGUCGGAGAAUACCACCACAGAGAUCCAGGCUUUCAAGAACAACAUCUGGGCUCUCCAGAGGCAGCUGUCUGCGGUGGAGGAACGCGUCCACAGAGAUCAAGUUAAGCUGACUCAGCUGCAGAACAUCGACUCAGACAUUCAGAACAGCCAGGGCUCCGUUCGGGGACUUCUGGAGAGCAACACAGCCGGCUUGCACACGGUAAAUGGCACCCUGCAGUCUUACGGCGGCAUAAUCGGCGGUCUGCAGCAGGACACGGCCCGGCUGCAGAAAGAACUCCAGCAGCAGGUGAAGCUUCAGGACCGGGCGCUGCUCAGCAUCAGCAGCCUCAACUUCACCCAGGCCCAGCAGAGAGGCCUCAUCGCCGUCCUGCAGCGCUCAGUGGAUGACACCACUCAGGCCAUCCAGAAAAUGCGCAGUGACUUCCAGGGCCUCGAGCAGAUGGCGCGACAGACGCGGUCCGACGCGGAAUGGCUCCGCAGUAAGGUGGAGAACCUGCAGGUCAUGGCCAGCAAUGCCUCGACUCUCGCAAAGGCCAACAACGACAGCCUGGAGGAGGUGGGAUCCCAGCUGGCGUUUGUGGCCAACCAGCUCCAGAACACCAGCAGCCUGGCGGACGCUCACGACCAGAGGCUGAGGGAGAUCCUGGACGAGCAGAGGGACUUCGGUAACCUCACGUCCGUCAAGUUUGAUCAGCUGGAGGUGCGGCUGGACGAGUUCGAGCAGAGCGUGGACCGGGUCACCGGCAACAUCAGCUUCACCACGCAGCUCCUGGGCGCCAUCAACCUCAACCUGAACGACCUGCGCACCUGUUCCGAGACCGUCGGGCGCCACUCUGAUCUCUUGGUGAACCUGAACAGCAGCGUGACCGACAUGAGGACAGACGCAGGGAGUCUGAGGUCCCAGCAGGACGAGCUGGCGGCACGCGUAGACAAGGAGGUCACCAGCCUCUCUAUUGUCAUGGAGGAGAUGAAGCUGGUGGACACCAAGCACUCGCAGCUAAUAACCAACUUUACCAUUUUACAGGGUCCCCCUGGUCCAAGAGGACCAAGAGGGGACAAAGGACCCCAAGGAACAUCUGGUGGGCCUGGCCAGAAGGGAGAGAAAGGGGAAAAGGGUGUUCCAGGGAUAAGGGGCGGCAGAGGAGAGCAGGGUAUCCCUGGAGCACCAGGUCUGCCAGGGUUGAAAGGAAUUCCCGGCGUGCCUGGUGGCCCCGGAUCGAAGGGCUCCCGAGGGUCGGGGGGAAGGGCCGGACCUUCUGGGGCCAAAGGAGAGCCCGGUACUGCCGGUCUGCCUGGAAGAGACGGGCAGCCUGGUCCUCAGGGGGCACAGGGCCCACCGGGUAUCAGAGGAGCAAUGGGGUCACCCGGCGAGCAGGGGCCGAGGGGACUUCCGGGACCAAUGGGGGCGCCGGGGCCGGCGGGAUCACCGGGACAGCCAGGGCUCCCCGUCCAGGCUCCAGUACAUCCUCCUGUGUCUCUGCAGGAUGAAGCGGCAGCUCCCUCCCUUUGGGCGCCAGGAUGCCCUGUGGAUUGGGUCAACUACAAAGGCAAUUGCUACUUUUUCUCCAAAAACAUGCAGAACUUUGACGAGGCGAAGACCAGCUGUGAAUCCACGUCUGCCUCGCUGUUGAUCAUCAACGAUCGGGAGGAGCUGACAUGGCUGAAGAAGCAGACCUUAGGAAAGGGAUACUUCUGGAUGGGCCUGACCGACCGGGAGGAGGAGAACGUCUGGCGUUGGCUGGACGGGAGCGAACCUGCUUUCACGAAUUGGAAGCCCGGGCAGCCGGACGACUGGGGCCACGGACACGGAACGGGGGAAGACUGCGUGGGACUCAUCCACGAGGGGCUGUGGAAUGACGCCUUCUGUGAAGAUCAAAUAAACUACAUCUGUGAGAAGGAAAUGGAGACCAGUACGUCCGCCUCGGCCCUCUUCUUCAUCCUGAACUUUCCCCGGGUUCCCUCCCUAGAGAGUUUCUUUUAA
Gasterosteus aculeatus aculeatus (three-spined stickleback) is the source of this 2519-nucleotide messenger RNA. The record is from RefSeq and is a predicted model, not a curated record. NCBI's taxonomy places the organism in Eukaryota, Metazoa, Chordata, Actinopteri, Perciformes, Gasterosteidae.